Messenger RNA from Phoenix dactylifera (date palm), 2979 nucleotides. RefSeq lists its product as uncharacterized. Gene Ontology annotation, biological process: regulation of DNA-templated transcription. The record is from RefSeq and is a predicted model, not a curated record. Lineage: Eukaryota; Viridiplantae; Streptophyta; Magnoliopsida; Arecales; Arecaceae. Gene Ontology annotation, molecular function: double-stranded DNA binding.
UCAGAAAACAGUAAUUGUGAAACCAUCAUCUUGUAAAGCAGAUAUUUAGAUCAUGAUACUUCCAAAUUGCAUGUAGAACUAUGUCGCCCUACCGACCGUUUGAAGAUCUUAAAGGUUUCCAAGUUUUAUGUUAGUGAGAUAUCUAACCUUGAAACCCAGCUACCAGGUUUUGGGUCCACAAUAACAUAAAGCAAACAAUGUUCAUAAGGAAUUAUAAAAUCAUAUUUAAUGGUGAAUUGUAUUCUACCAUGGCUAUUUUUGUUAUAAGUAAUAUUAGUAGAUUAAUAUACAUCCUUGGUGCAGCACAUCAUAAAGAAUUUAGAAAAAUUGAAAACAAAAGGUGCUGCAUGUCUUUAGCAUCUAUAAUUUAUAUGGAUGGGGGUCUCUUUUUUUAAAUAAAAAUACAAGUGUGUCACGCAUGCCACACUCCAAAUUCUCCUAAUUGAAGGGGUGAGCAAGGCUUGAGAGAAGAUCUUAUCAAAUAAAGUGGGUGGAGGACACAAUUUAUUUUCAUAUAUCGUUCGGCAUUGAAGUUGUACUGAUAAAAUAAAUAAGAGAUAAAAUAAAAUUUCCACCCAACAAAUUAUGUCGUUUCUAAAUUUACUUAUGAUAUGAUCUAAAUAAUGAUGACUUUCAUGGGUCAUGAUUUGUAAAUCAUGACAUUUGGGUUGAGUUGGGCUGGACUAGAUUAUGGAAUCAUCUUAAUAUUUUGACUAAUUUUUGACCUUGUUAGUCUACGGAUUGGGUUCAAAUAGCUCCAUUUCAGACCCAACCCAACCCAAUCCUCAUAUCCAAAUUAAAAACAGACCCAUUUGGAUACUUAAAUUCUUCCCUGAGCCUCCCACUUCGCACUGAGAAUCCUCAAAACACCCUUCUUCUCCUCCUCCUUUUCUAUAUCUCCCAUUUCUCAGAUGUCUUCUCUCUUCUUCAAACGAAUCCUCUCCUUCCAUUACUCCGCUCCAACCAUAUUCUCCAGAUUCUUCAGCAAAUCUCUCUCCACCGACCCUCCCCCUUCCCCCUCCUCCUUCACCGUCCAAUUCCUGGUCUCCUCCUGCGGCCUCUCCUUAACCUCCGCCCUCUCCGCCGCCCGCCGCCUCCACCUCGAUCCUUCCUCCGCCGCCAACUCCCUCGCAGUCCUCUCCCUCCUCCGCUCCCACGGCCUCUCCCCCUCCCACAUCGCCCGCAUCGUCUCCGUCCGCCCCUCCCUCCUCCGAUCCCGUCCCGACCUCACCCUCUCCCCCAAGCUCUCCUUCCUCUCCUCCUCCCUCCCCCCCUCCCAUCUACCCCUCCUCCUCUCCUCCUCUCCCUCCCUCCUCUCCUGCAGCCUCCAAUCCCACAUCAUCCCCGCCUUCUCCCUCCUCCGCCUCUUCCUCCCCUCCCCCGACUCCCUCCUCCUCGCCGUCCGCCGCUUCCCCCGCCUCCUCUCCUCCAACUUCCCCUCCACCGUCGCCCCCAACGUCGACCUCCUCCUCUCCCGCGGCGUCCCCGCCCCCCACAUCUCCGCCCUCCUCGCCGCCCAACCCCGCGCCCUCACCCUCCCCCCUGCCCGCUUCGCCGCCGCCGUCGACUCCGCUGCCCGCUUCGGCGUCCGCCCCGAGACCGCCAUGUUCGUCCACGCCGUCCGCGCGCUCAAUGCCAUGCGGCAUUCCACCUGGGACGCCCGGCUCGCCUUCCUCCGCCGCUCCCUCGCCUGGUCCGACAAGGAGAUCGCCAUCGCGUUCCGCCGCGCCCCGCUGUUCGUGCUCGUGUCGCAGGAGAAGAUGAGAAAGAUGGUGAGGUUCUUUGUGAACGAGGUCGGGUUGACGCCCAAGGUUCUCGCCCGGCAACCGAAGCUGCUGAUGUAUGGGCUGGAGAAAAGGCUCUUGCCGAGGUUCAGGGUAUAUCGUCUGCUGGAAUCCAAGGGACUGCUUAAGAAAGAUGGGAAUAGUAAGAGGAAUAAGUUGGGGCCAUGGUUGUUUGCUUGUAACGAGAACGAGUUCUUGGAGAAGUAUGUGAUCAGAUACAGCAGAGAGGCUCCGGAAGUGAGGGAUGUAUACUGCAGCAAGAUCGGAGUUGAGGAAUCGUAGAUGAAAACUUCUAAAAAAAAAUGUCGAACAUCUUGGAUUGAUUAACGCGACUUUGGAAAUAAGUUCUGAAGCAAGCUGCUGGCGCAAUUUUUUGCUCAUGAGGGUCCCUCUUUUUUUUGUCUCUGGAUUGGUUAUUUGAAGAUUCUUUAGUAAUCCCAAAUGAUCAUUCUAAGAAGAUAAAAAGGAUGCAUUGAAGAAAAAAUUCUAUCCGAAGGGGAAAAAAGUUGUUUUUGUUUUGCUCGAUUCAUGGAUGAAGUUCAUGGGGACAUGUGAGUUGUAAUUCAGAAAGAGAAGGGGAACAAUCGCCAUCGGUUGCGAGCCUCUAGCCGGAGCCAUAUGAAAAUUCCUGUACACCAAAGCAAUUUGCAGACUCACAGGAGUUGCUAGGAAAAUUGGCUCUUUAGAAAUAUGGAAAUCAUGCAUGUGGAGCUUCUCAUGUCAUUCAUACCUCUGCCUGUCAUAGAUCCAACAUUGCUGAUCCUAAAUCUUUUCAAGGUACGUUAUACAUGCGAAUAUCAAUGAUAUCUACUGUGUGAUAAAUAUGCCGUCUCCCCGUAUAUACUGAUAGAUAGAAGGCCCUUCAAUGUCCAUCUCAGCAUUGGAUUAGAUUUGUUGCCGGCAGGGGGACUGUUGAGCCAUACGAGCUCUCCGUGGUGGCUAACGAAGUGAAACCGCCCCUUGUAGUGGUAUGGCACACUGAUGGAUAAGCUUGCAAAGACAGAUUCUGCCCAAAUUUCAGGCCUUAAUUUUGGAUUGGAGCCUUUAAUCAGCCAAAUGAAAAGAUAUAAUAAUCUAAUUUGCCAACAACAUAUGCAAAUUGUAAAUUAGUUCAAACCAAAUCAAUUCAUAAGUUUUACUGUAAUACGAAAAGAUAACCAAAUAAAAAAAAAUAUCUGAAGAAGUUUCUGCAUUA